Trichobilharzia regenti is the source of this 994-nucleotide messenger RNA. The record is from the annotation of a GenBank genome assembly. NCBI's taxonomy places the organism in Eukaryota, Metazoa, Platyhelminthes, Trematoda, Strigeidida, Schistosomatidae.
AAUUAAAACAAAAUGAGACAUUUAUGAAAUAAUUUCAAAGUAAACUAGUUUUUAUUUACACAGAUAAUUUUGUAAUAAAUAUAAAUUAUUUUUAAUCCAUUCUAUUAUCAGUCUGUUAGAGCUGGUGAAUUUACCUAUACACAAAUAAAGCCUUCCUUCCUAUAUUAGUAAAAUAAUGAAUACAAUCACAUUUGUCGCUUUAUUUGUAUGCCUAUUUUUGGCUGAAAUUAGCAGUGGACCCCAUCGUGUUUCGGCUGCACCAAAUCCAAAGCCACACCCUAAAAAAGCUGCUGCACCUGCAAAACCAGCUGCCGCACCUGCAAAACCAGCUGUAGCACCCGCUAAACCAGUUCAAACCACACCACAGCCACAAGAAUCAUUCUUCCCUCGUAUGUGGCACAAAGUUACAUCCCUCUUUAAAUCUUCAUCAUCAUCAUCAUCAUCGCUGACACAGCCAAAUGGGAAUGAAAACCUUUCCUUUAAAGAUAAAAUCACUAACACAUUCAAUAACUGGUUCGGAGUUGAAGAAUAUAACCCAUCCAAAGAUAGUGAAUUCCUAGACAGAUUGUGGUUACUCUUCAGACACUGUUUCCUGAAUAUGAAGAAUUUAGCAAAAAUAUUAUCCAUCUAAUCGUUUCAGCUAAAUUUUGAUUGAGUCAAUGAGACCGCUAGGCCGAAAACAGUAUUUUACGCCGAAAUAUGUGUCAAUAAUAAAUAAAUAGCAUGUAAUGAGAACUGGAUUUUUAUUUAAAAUAUAUAACAAUUCUAGAAACCCAGUACUGUUAGCCUUUUUGCAUAUUACAAGGUAAUAUGUUCUAAUUGUUAAAGGUUGCUAAUGGAUUGUGUAAUAUGAAUUGGCAUGAAAGUUACACAGUUUUCAACCUGAACAUUAGGAUUAAUAUUAAUGGUGAUUUUUAUUAUUAUAAAAGUUCUGUUUCUACUUCCCAAUGAAUGAAAAACAAAACGAUAUUGUCGGCUUAACUGAUGUUUCGCU